This is a messenger RNA of Pyricularia grisea, 1722 nucleotides long. RefSeq lists its product as uncharacterized. The record is from RefSeq and is a predicted model, not a curated record. The transcript has a single exon. Gene Ontology annotation, cellular component: cytoplasm. Gene Ontology annotation, biological process: polyphosphate catabolic process. Lineage: Eukaryota; Fungi; Ascomycota; Sordariomycetes; Magnaporthales; Pyriculariaceae. The coding region runs from base 1 to 1722 and encodes 573 amino acids. Gene Ontology annotation, molecular function: phosphatase activity; endopolyphosphatase activity.
AUGACACGCAGCGAUAUCUUCGACAACGACAAACAACCAACAGAAGAUAAGCCACAGACAACCCCCACAAGUCGCAUCGCUUCCCCGCACCGGUUCCGCAGGCAACACAGCAUGGCCGUCCAAUCAGCAAUGGGCGCAGGCCUACGUCGCCGCCGUCCUGUUGUUCUUAUAGGAGCCGUCCUGGCGCUUCUUACAGUUUACAUUUUAUACACUCGCUCAUACGGGACUGCCAUGGGACGACAUAUAUCACCGGACGUAGCUGGAGACACGUCUAGUGCACCAGUACCAGUACCAGCACCAGCACCAGCACAACCACCGACCCAAGAUGACCAGAAGUCGGCCAAUGGCGACGCAAAGCCGGCGGAGGAAGCGGCGAGCAACUCACCAGCUCAGAAACCCGAAAAGCCACAAGGUGGCGAUAAGCCCACAGAGGAAUCAGCUCCCAAGCCACCUGUUGGGGAAGUAGUAGAGCAGAAGCCCCUUGCGGAAAUGUCGUACGGCACGGCGGUGCGUCCGCCCUUCAAGGCCAUGCCGAAGUUCGUCGCGGAAUUGCCAGAGGAUCUAGUACCGCAAAUCCCGAAGGAUGGACAGGGCAGCGAUGGCGGCAGCCACCCGCGUGCCAAGAGGCUAGUGAUCGUUGGAGAUGUGCACGGCCAAAAGACGGAGCUGGAGGCCCUGCUCAAAAAGGUCAAAUUCGAGCGCGAACAGGGCGAUCACCUCGUACUGGUGGGCGACAUGGUCAACAAAGGUCCCGACAGCGCCGGCGUCGUUGACCUCGCGAUGCGGCUGCGCGCAAGUGCUGUGCGCGGCAACAAUGAAGACCGGGUUAUCCUUGCGCACCGCUCCAUGAAGAACAAGCUGGUCCCAGGCACUGAAGGCGACGAUGGCCCCGGUGCUUUUGGCGUGUCUGCCGAACCAGAUGUGCACGAAGAAGUUGACAAGGACGCACCACUCAGCUUCGCCCUACCCGAACCGGCCACUGACACGCUGGAGCAAAAUCCCUUCUCCCAUGGCGACCAGAGCGACCGCACCACCGUCUACUCCCUAACACCCUCGCAGCUCAACUGGCUUUCGAACCUGCCCGUGAUUCUACGUAUCGGAACGAUCCGCGAAUCGCCCUUUACCAACCUCGUUGUAGUCCACGCCGGCUUGGUCCCGGGAGUGGAGCUAAAAAUGCAGGACCCGUGGGCUGUCAUGAACAUGCGCACGUUCGUGUACCCAGGCCGCGAAGCUCGUCGUCAGCGCGUCAAGAGCGAGCUUCACGAAGCCGAGAAGAAGCGCACGGGCAACAAAGAUGCGCCCGGUCCGUCAGACGAGCAGGUGGACACGGAGCUGGCCAACCGACUCCGCGACGGCAAGGAGCAACCCGAUUAUCACGACGAAAUUGUGUUGCCGAUUGAGGGCCGCGAUGGAGAACAGUGGUCUGAUGUCUGGACCAAAUACCAGAAGAAUAAGGUGGAAGACGAGAAGGAGCGCAUGACUGUGGUGUAUGGUCACGACGCUAAACGCGGGCUUAGCGUGCCCAAGGAUGCCAAGCCGGGGACCACAUUCGGACUCGACACCGGGUGCGUUUACGGUCGAGAGCUGACGGCGUUGGUGAUCGAGGCGUCCGAGAAGGGCGUUACGUAUGAAACGGUGAAUGUCGAGUGUCAGAAAGGCACCGAUGAGAAGAAGAAGAAGAGAAGCCGCAGCCGCAGUCCCAAAGACGAGGGACGGACCUGA